This is a messenger RNA of Xenopus tropicalis (tropical clawed frog), 6078 nucleotides long. It is a transcript of the gene dlg3, whose product is annotated as discs, large homolog 3. Gene Ontology annotation, cellular component: neuron projection; plasma membrane; neuromuscular junction. Gene Ontology annotation, biological process: chemical synaptic transmission; maintenance of postsynaptic density structure. NCBI's taxonomy places the organism in Eukaryota, Metazoa, Chordata, Amphibia, Anura, Pipidae. Gene Ontology annotation, molecular function: transferase activity; kinase binding; nucleotide binding. Bases 505 to 3060 code for a protein of 851 amino acids. The record is from RefSeq and is a predicted model, not a curated record. The transcript has 21 exons.
GCAAGAGGGACCAGCAGCAGCAGCAGCAGUACGGGCUGUAGUGCAGGCAGUCUCAGGUACCCACAGCAGCACACGGGGCACCCCCACAGCAGGCAGCACCCACCUACCGCCAUCUUUAGAAGCAAGGAAUUGAACGCAGAAGCUGGGUGCUCUCUCCCCCCUCCCUAUCCAGGCCCCCGUAUCAGAGAAAAGGGGAGGAAAGAAAAUUUGGAGAAUUAACGCUCAAGCAAUCUGAGCCUUUACAGGGAAUCUGAGCUGCAUCUGAGAAUUUCCUCUAUCUACUGCCUUCAGCAACACUGGAUUGUGAGAAACAUUGCGCUUGUGCCCUUUGAGUUCCGGCAUUUGGUUAUUAUUUUGUGGCAGUGCUUAGGUACCAAGACCCAUUUCUAUGGCUUCCAUGGUAGGCAGUGCCUAGGUUGGGUGCAUCUGUGUGCACUGUCACUAAGCCUGCCAGCUGCUAUUGUUUGAAAGGCUGCUGCCCGGCUCCUGGCCCCGGGGCUUAUCAUGCACAAACACCAUCACUGCUGCAAGUGCCCGGAGUGCUACGAGGCGUCCCGCAUGUCUGCCCUGAGAAGGAUGGAGCCCCCCACCUAUGGGGAAUGGCAGCAUGAGCAGUAUGGGGGAAGCUAUGGGGGUUACAGCUCCCAGACCCUGCCAUCUCAGCCUGCUGUCACCCCCACAGCCCGGGGCAAAUCCAAGCUUGUGCCUGCUACACGAGAAAACCUCACCCCCACCCUUAAGGCCCCCCCAAAGAGUGCAACCCCCAAAAUGAAUGGCAACAGUCAAAACUGGUGGCCAGAGUGCACCUGUACUAAUCGGGAUUGGUAUGAGCAGGCGGGAGCUGCUCCUCUCCUAGUGAACACAGACUGUCUGGAUCCAGGCUCCUCGGUAAAUGGCAGCGACACGUUAUAUAAGUAUGAAGAAAUUGUACUAGAAAGGGGCAAUUCCGGUCUAGGCUUCAGCAUUGCCGGAGGAAUUGAUAAUCCGCAUGUUCCUGAUGACCCUGGAAUAUUUAUUACCAAGAUCAUUCCAGGAGGAGCUGCAGCAAUGGAUGGAAGACUUAGUGUUUCAGACUGUGUCCUGCGCGUAAAUGAUGUGGAUGUGACGGAGGUUGUACACAGUAAGGCAGUGGAGGCCUUGAAGGAAGCUGGUCCGGUGGUAAGACUUUUGGUGCGACGCAGACAGAGCCCCCCAGAAACCAUAGUGGAGGUUAAUCUGCUGAAAGGACCCAAAGGACUGGGAUUCAGUAUCGCCGGGGGCAUUGGGAACCAGCACAUCCCUGGGGAUAACAGUAUCUAUAUUACCAAGAUCAUUGAAGGGGGAGCAGCUCAGAAAGACGGAAGGCUUCAGAUUGGAGACAGACUUCUAGCGGUUAAUAACACUAAUCUACAGGAUGUCAGACACGAGGAGGCAGUAGCUGCUUUGAAGAAUACCUCAGAUAUGGUUUAUCUUAAAGUCGCCAAACCGGGCCCUGUUCACCUCAAUGAGAUAUAUGCGCCACCUGACUAUGCCAGCACUUUCACAGUAGAUAACCACAUAAGCCAUAACUCCACUCUGGGGGCAUACCUGAGCAGUAUGGAAAGCAAGUCACCUUAUCCACCACCCCAAGUUACCCCAUCCAGAUUCUCCCCAGUUCCUCGACAUAUGCUUGGAGAAGAAGACUUUACCAGGGAACCACGAAAGAUUAUCCUACAUAAGGGCUCCACAGGACUUGGCUUUAACAUAGUGGGCGGGGAGGAUGGAGAAGGCAUCUUCGUGUCCUUUAUCCUUGCUGGGGGACCUGCUGACCUAAGUGGAGAGCUGCGCCGUGGGGAUCGCAUCCUUUCUGUGAAUGGGGUGAAUUUACGCAGUGCAACUCAUGAACAGGCUGCAGCGGCUCUCAAACGGGCAGGACAGACGGUGACAAUCGUAGCACAAUACCGACCUGAAGAAUAUAGUCGCUUUGAGUCAAAGAUCCAUGAUUUGCGUGAACAAAUGAUGAACAGCAGUAUGAGCUCUGGAUCCGGUUCCCUGCGUACCAGUGAAAAGAGGUCCCUAUAUGUAAGAGCCCUAUUUGACUAUGACCGCUCUCGGGACAGCUGUCUUCCCAGCCAGGGUCUGAGUUUCUCUUAUGGGGACAUACUACACGUCAUCAAUGCAUCUGAUGAUGAAUGGUGGCAGGCACGACUAGUUACACCACAUGGGGAGAGCGAACAGAUUGGUGUUAUUCCCAGCAAAAAACGGGUUGAGAAAAAGGAAAGAGCUCGCCUGAAAACUGUCAAAUUCCAUGGACGCUCAGGCAUAGAUUCUAAUAGGUCCAUCAAAUCCAAGCGUAAAAAGAGUUUCCGAUUGUCUCGCAAGUUUCCAUUUUACAAGAGCCUUGUUCAGGAUAACAGCACUGCACAGGCUGUAACAUCAAACACCAGUGACAGUGAGAGCAGUUCCAAGGGUCAGGAAGACACAAUUUUAUCCUACGAGCCAGUCACUCGACAAGAAAUUCACUACGCUCGACCAGUUAUUAUUCUGGGCCCCCUGAAGGAUCGGGUUAAUGAUGACCUCAUUUCUGAAUUUCCACAUAAAUUUGGAUCCUGUGUUCCCCACACAACGCGGCCGCGAAGGGAAAAUGAAAUGGAUGGACAAGAUUAUCACUUUGUGGGUUCCCGUGAGCAGAUGGAGAAGGACAUUCAGGAAAACAAGUUCAUUGAGGCCGGACAAUUCAAUGACAACCUUUAUGGGACGAGUGUUCAGUCUGUACGAGCAGUGGCUGAGCGGGGAAAGCACUGCAUCCUUGAUGUAUCUGGAAAUGCCAUCAAGAGACUACAACAAGCACAAUUGUUCCCCAUAGCUAUUUUUAUUAAACCAAAAUCUAUAGAAGCUCUCAUGGAAAUGAACCGGAGGCAAACAUUUGAGCAGGCUCAAAAAAUGUUCGAUAAAGCCACCAAGCUGGAGCAAGAGUUUGGAGAAUUUUUUACAGCCAUCGUACAGGGAGACUCUCUAGAGGAAAUCUACAACAAGAUCAAGCAGAUAAUUGAGGAUCAUUCCGGACAUCACAUCUGGGUGCCAUCUCCUGAGAAACUCUAAAGUCUACACUGACCAGAUUAGACAUACCAACCCCAGCCCUGACCCCCACAGUUUCCUCCAUCAGCCCCCUCUUCUGAAUUGUAGGGGUUUUGUGUGAGUUUGUCUGCCAUCAAACGUGGGAGAUCUCUGUCCCAUCAGUUGCCCCAGAAAUGUAUUGGCUCCUGCAAGUUGUCUGAAGCUAUACUGACCCAAUGGUGGGGGGGGUGGAAUUUAUAAGGGGCCGUAAGGAAUAUACAUCCCUCCCCCCACGAGUGGAGGGGGUCAAAAUAGUCUAUGAACAUUCGUUUUAUAAAUGCAAAAAAGGGAAAAAAAAAACAAACCAUGAGACUGUGUUCUUCAUAUCUUACCCCGACCCCUAAUGGAUUGGAAGAAGGCAUAUUUAUAUACAUACAUAUAUAUAUAAUGUAAGUGUGAGUGUGUGUAUAUAUAAUUUAUAUAUGACUAUAUAUAUAUUAUAUAUAUUUUGGCCGUGAUGGGAUAUUGGUCCCUGCUAUUCUAUUGUUUGUAAGGAUUUUUUUAAAGUUCUCUUUUCCUGUGAUUGACAGAGCUGUUGACUCUGUACUGGUACUAUAUAGCCUAUCCAUCAUGGCUGGAUUUGCUUGCUCUGGGUAAGAGGCAAAGGAAUGUCUGCAACAUUUGGCCGGUCAAGCCAGCAUCAAACAUGGGAAAGUGUCAACCAGCGCUCUCGCUGCUUUUCAAGGAGCUCUUCGUCACUCUGCCUCCUUGGACCCCAAACUACAUCGAUGACUCGAACACUGACACAAUGUGCAUUGCCUUUAAGAUUAUUCUCUUGAACAGACAUGAAUCAAACUGGUUCUUCCAUCGUUUGUUGCGCCGAAGGUUCUGUGAACCAGCCUGUUGCGCGUCCCCUGGGAAGAGGCAUAUUCAAACUGAAGACUUAGGGCUGAUCAGCUUUCCCGCCCUCCCCCAUCUUUAUACUAUAGGAGAACAGUCUCGUGCUUUGACAAGCUAUGAUCAUAUCUGUGCCAUUCUAAUGGAUAUUGGCUUCUACAAUGCCUGUAGCGCCGUCUGUUGCAGUGCUGUGUCGCUUGUCCAUCCGUUGGCCACGAACGUAAGGAGCAGUUUGAUUUAUAAUAGGAAUUUUUUAAAUUUUUCUUUUUUUUUUUUUUUAUUUGCCAUCUUUUUUCCCUUCUGUAAACUUGUGAAGGUUCACCUCUGGGAUUUGCACGUGCUAUAUAAGGUGUGCAUGGACACGCUCUCUCUGUUGGUCUUUUCAUGAACCCUAAAGAGCAGAAAAGGCAUCUCUACUCCAAGGACUGACACGGAAUUUGCUCAUCCUAAUGUCACACAAGCCAAGGCGGGGGAUAGAAUGGAAUGUAGGAGGCAAAAUUCCACCAGGAGCAGAAGGUCAAGGGUGAUAUCUGACCCUGCUCCAUCUGCAUGAAGGCUUUUUUUAAAUUUGGUUUUAUUGGACCAGCGACAUCAGCAUUUUUCAUGGUAACUUCCAUUUUAACUGAACGGGUAUAAAAAAAUCAAGUUUUCUUUUAAAAAUUUUCAUUCAAAGAAAGAAAAAAAUAUUUUCUUGUUUUACUUUAGAUCAGUAUUUUGCCACCUGAACAUCUGUGAGCCUGGCACGAUGUAGGAAGGAUUUAGCCUUACAGUAAGAACCAAUCAGUGGUGAGUUUUUACUGACACAGUGCAAAUGAACCUUUUGCUUAUAACCUAAUGUCUGCUGCUGUGUGUCAAUAAAAAAAAAAAGAUGAAAAUGGCAGUUCCUUGAUGCUCUUAUGCUGCUGUUUGUGCUGCUGGAAUGCAUGAAUGUUAGAUUGACCUAAUGAUGUGAAACAUAAAGGGCUUUGGCUUAUCUGCAGGGGGCGGGCGCAGAUAGAGCGUGGUGUUGUGGAGAUCUGCUGCUGGCAGCACAUACCAGAGUGAGAUCUAACAUGCACAGGAUGCUCUGUGCUACUUUUAAAAUGGCUUUUGUCCCCUUUCCUUUUAAAGGAACACAUGAGCGUGCUCUACACAGUGAAAUAAUCUCCUGCUGACUGUGAAGGGGCUCUCUUUAAAGCCCAGUGCUACGCAGUGGGAAACUGUCUCAUUCAAACACAACAAACCCAUUGGUUUAUUUGCCAUAGGAGCUAUGUCACUGUGCGGGAGUGUCGUAGCUGUGCUGUGGAAGCUUGUGUGCAAGGAUACCCGCCCCCGCGCGCACUUGGCACGAUUGGGAGCAGGCUUACUUUGUUGCAAAGUUUAACAUAUUGACUUUUAAAUUGUCUACUGAUUAUCAGCCUAAUAAACAUGAAGCUCAUGUAGAUUUUACGUACAACUUUGCUGGCUGUAUCACAUGAUGUCUGGAUGGAUUGGUGUCCACAUAGAUAUUGGCAUUGCUUUGAGUUUAGGCAAGAGCUUUUUUUUCCCAGUUCUGAAGAGAAAAUAUCUUUGAAACUCAUGUUGAAAUUCACAAACCUCAGGGUCCCUUCCCCGUGGGAAUAGGAAGGAUGCUCUCUUCCAUCAACUUGGUACUGGCAGUGCAGGAGUCAAUCGGACAUUUCAUAUCGUGCCUCCUUUGUGGUGUCCCGGAGCUACUGGUGUUGGUUGCUCCGCACUGCCGAGAUGGAAGCGCAGGGGUUGGACACUUUAGGGCUACUACAUAUUGUUGGCUUUCCUAUGGAUGGUAAGUGAAACUUGGAUUGUGGCCGAGCACGAGCAGAGGCAGAAAUUGGAGCAGCAGGUUUUGUAGCUGACACUGUGGGAAAUGUUAGGAAUUCUCUCUUGCGAUGUUUGAGCCACGUUUUGUGAAGAGCUCGCUUUCCAGAAGCUUUCGGGGUGAUGCAGUCCUACUGCCGCACACGAAAUGGCCGAAGAGCUGAGCAGUUGGUGGUGUGGCUAGAUGUGUUCUAUUACACGACCUUUUCUAUACAUAUAUCUGUCCUUGCCUUUCCCCUUCCCCACUGUAAUUUACAAUAAUUCAGAAACUGAAAUUGAAUCGGAUUGUUUAAAGAAAUGCUGGAAAACCCAGGAGGCACAUAUAUUUUUUAAUAAACGGAGUUACAACCA